Purpureocillium lilacinum is the source of this 780-nucleotide messenger RNA. RefSeq lists its product as uncharacterized. Gene Ontology annotation, molecular function: chitinase activity. Lineage: Eukaryota; Fungi; Ascomycota; Sordariomycetes; Hypocreales; Ophiocordycipitaceae. Gene Ontology annotation, cellular component: extracellular region. Gene Ontology annotation, biological process: carbohydrate metabolic process. The record is from RefSeq and is a predicted model, not a curated record.
AUGAGGAACUCUGGCGUGAAAGUCAUGGGCAUGGUUGGCGGAGCUGCCGCGGGCUCCUUUACAAAGGACACGCUCGAUGGAGACCAGGCAACCUUUGACAAAUACUACGGCCAACUGAAAGCCGUCAUCCAGGAAUUCGGCCUUCAAGGGAUGGACUUGGAUGUCGAACAGUACAUGAGCCAGGCUGGCAUUACCCGACUGGUAAAUCAGCUACGCCAUGACUUUGGCUCCGACUUCACCAUCACGCUGGCCCCGGUAGCUUCGGCGCUCCGAGGGGGGAGCAACUUGAGCGGAUUUGACUAUUCUGCGCUCGAGUCGAGCGACGGAGACGACAUCUCCUUUUACAAUGCCCAAUUCUAUUCAGGAUUCGGAAGCAUGAGAAGCUCCGACGACUUCAAUAGCAUUACCUCGCACGGGCUGGCCGCCUCCAAGAUUGUCGCUGGGCAAUUGACAUCAGCGGCCAACGGCAACGGCUAUAUACCGUACGAUCAGCUAAACUCAACCAUCGUGCAACUUCGAAGUCAACAUGGACAGAUUGGUGGAGUGAUGGGGUGGGAAUACUUUAACAGCGAGCCGGGGGGUACGUCUCGGCCAUGGCAGUGGGCUGAGAUCAUGACACAGAUCCUUCGACCAGGACAGGCUCGCAAACUGCAACUUUCGACCUCCGACGUGGAGAGGUUGCAGAACGCAUACAGAGACACGGUCAGGUUCUCUCAGACAGUCCAAGCAGACGUUGAGAUUGCGCAGAAAGUCAACUAUACCGCACUCGCAAAUAUGUAA